GUUUAUAUUUUUUCGGCCGCUAUAAAUAGAGCUACCAAUAUACCCGAGUGAUUCCAAGAUCUUAUGAACAAAGCUUCACAUCACACAUACACAGCUCAAGCAUUUGCAUCAACAAAGAUAUGGCCUCCAAACCUGGCUUUCUCACUGAUUGGCCAUGGAAGCCUCUUGGAAGUUUUAAGUGGGUGAUUUUGACACCAUGGAUAGCACACAGCACCUACUCUUUCAUAACGAAGGAUCAAAAUGAAAGAGACAUUGGAUACUUUCUAAUAUUUCCAUAUAUGAUGUUGAGAAUGCUCCAUGAUCAAGCUUGGAUCACUCUUUCUCGCCACAGAACCUCCAAAGGCAAAAGCAGAAUCCUUGACAAAGGAAUUGAGUUUGAACAAGUUGAUCGAGAAAGCAAUUGGGAUGACCAGAUAUUGUUGAAUGGGUUAUUAUUCUACAUAGGUUACAUGUUGGUUCCAGAAGGUUCUCACCUACCAAUAUGGAAAACAGAUGGUGUUAUUAUUACAACUCUGUUGCAUGCUGGACCUGUUGAGUUUCUCUAUUAUUGGUUGCAUAGGGCACUCCAUCACCAUUUUCUCUAUUCCAGAUACCAUUCUCAUCACCAUUCCUCCAUUGUCACUGAACCCAUCACUUCUGUGAUCCAUCCAUUUGCAGAGCACAUAGCAUAUUUUGUGUUAUUUGCAAUUCCACUUUACACAACAGUGAUUACAAGGACAGCUUCCAUUGCAUCCUUCGCUGGCUAUUUGGCCUACAUUGACUUUAUGAAUAAUAUGGGUCAUUGCAACUUUGAGUUCAUUCCAACCACCCUUUUCUCCUUCUUUCCCUUCCUCAAAUUUCUCAUCUAUACUCCUUCGUUCCACUCAUUGCACCACACACAAUUCAGAACUAAUUACUCACUUUUCAUGCCAAUUUAUGAUUACGUGUAUGGAACAAUGGACAAGAGUUCAGACAAAACAUAUGAAAUGUCACUGAAGAGAGAAGAAGGUUCAGUAGAUGUGGUGCACCUAACACACCUUACAACCCCAGAAUCAAUAUAUUAUCUUAGGUUGGGGUUUUCUUCAUUAGCAUCCACACCACAAUCUUCAAAAUGGUACCUCUAUUUGCUGUGGCCACUGACACUUUGGACUUCUUUGAUGACUUGGUUUUAUGGCAAAACAUUUGUUUUGGAGAGGAACAAUUUCAAAAUGCUCAAUUUGCAAUCUUGGGUUAUACCAAGAUUCCAUGUUCAAUAUUUCUUCAAAUGGCAAAGAGAAGCAUUAAACAAACUGAUAGAGGAAGCAAUACUUGAGGCAGAGUUGAGAGGAGUUAAGGUUUUAACUCUUGGUCUUUUGAACCAGGGAGAUAAGCUUAAUAAACUUGGUGAGAUUUACAUAAAGAGCUAUCCGCAGCUUAAGAUAAAGAUUGUUGAUGGAAGUAGCUUAGUUGUGGCUAUUGUUCUUAAUAACAUUCCCAAAGAAACAACUCAAGUGCUUCUUUCUGGUAAACUUACCAAGAUUUCAUAUGCUAUUGUCAGUGCUUUAUGUGAAAGGGGUACCAAGGUUACAACAAUGUACAAGGAUGAUUAUGAUAAUCUUCAAUCAAAGCUCUGCUCUGAGUCCAAAAAGAAUUUGGUUUUCCCAGGAUCCUACACUGCAAAGAUAUGGUUAGUAGGAGAUCAAAUUAACGAGGCUGAACAGAAAAAGGCACCAAAAGGAACAUUGUUCAUACCUUUUACCCAAUUUCCUCCAAAGAAACUUCGCAAAGAUUGUUUCUAUCAUACCACACCAUCCAUGCUAGCUCCCUCUUCUUUAGUUAACGUACAUUCCUGUGAGAAUUGGCUGCCAAGAAGGGUGAUGAGUGCAUGGCGUAUUGCAGGGAUAUUGCAUGCCUUAGAAAAAUGGGAUGUUAAUGAGUGUGGAGAUGCUAUGUUUAGCAUUGAGAAAAUAUGGCAAGCAAGUAUUCAUCAUGGGUUUAGGCCAUUAAAAAUAAAUCCUCUUAUUAAAAUUUAAAUAAUUAAUAAUUAGUCUUUUUUAUGUGACUAAAUUAAAUAUUAUUUCAGCUAUUAAGUUUAUUUGUUUAUGAUAUUUAAAGAUAUAAAAUUAAUAUUAUAAAAAUUGUAUUAAUUAUACAUUAUAUCUAAAUUAUCAUAAGUUAUUUGUGUUAGUAGUUAUAUCUUACAAUUUAUGUAAUG
Arachis ipaensis is the source of this 2173-nucleotide messenger RNA. RefSeq names its product very-long-chain aldehyde decarbonylase CER1. Gene Ontology annotation, biological process: lipid biosynthetic process. The record is from RefSeq and is a predicted model, not a curated record. Lineage: Eukaryota; Viridiplantae; Streptophyta; Magnoliopsida; Fabales; Fabaceae. Gene Ontology annotation, molecular function: iron ion binding; oxidoreductase activity.